GACUCGUGUUGGUUGGUGAAUGGCUCAUUUCACCAUUCACCAACUCUAUACCCGCCUCAGCUCUAUUGACCUUACCAAACCCCCCGCCUUGAAAUCCGAUCCCACUCGCACUUUGUGUUGCUUGUGUCGCCCACGGUUUUUCGCUUCUGCUAGAAAGCUUAAAGCUUUUCCUUCUGCUCUUUCUCAUACCAGAAGCCAAAUCAUACAAAUGGGUAGUCAAGCAAAGGUCUAUACUUUGGCUGAGGUCUCUGAGCACAACCAACCCAAAGAUUGCUGGCUUGUUAUUGAGGGAAAGGUAUAUGAUGUGACGAAAUUCUUGGAGGACCAUCCUGGUGGUGAUGAGGUUUUGCUAUCUGCCACAGGGAAGGAUGCAACUGAUGAUUUUGAGGAUGUUGGCCACAGUAGCAGUGCAAGGGCGAUGAUGGAUGAAUUCUUUGUCGGUGAGAUUGAUACAUCAACCAUACCUUCUAGGAAGGCGUAUACUCCUCCUAAGCAGCCUCACUACAACCAAGACAAGACACCAGAAUUUAUCAUCAAGCUCCUCCAAUUCCUAGUUCCUUUGCUGAUCUUAGGUUUGGCUGUUGGUAUCCGCUUCUAUACCAAAUCAACUGAAGCAUAAUUGCUGAAACAAGAACUAGAAUCGAAAUUCGAUUCAUAAUAAGCUUAUUUUGGUUACCCUUUAACCUGUGGGUAUGAUCUUAGGACUCAGGACUUGUGAUGAAUAUGUUCUCGUUUCUCCCUGCCUUUAGCCUUUUCAUGUAAGAUUUCAUAUCGUCAUCAAUCUUCUUGUGCUCUUGGUUAAAACUUGAUUCGGCUCUUAAAACAAGAUUGCAUACUUUUUAAUUAUAGUUCAGGAUAAAAAAUAAAAUUUGAUAUUUUUUU
Messenger RNA from Manihot esculenta (cassava), 882 nucleotides. Its product is annotated as cytochrome b5. The record is from RefSeq and is a predicted model, not a curated record. Gene Ontology annotation, molecular function: heme binding. Gene Ontology annotation, cellular component: membrane; endoplasmic reticulum. The transcript has 3 exons. The coding region runs from base 20 to 619 and encodes 199 amino acids. Lineage: Eukaryota; Viridiplantae; Streptophyta; Magnoliopsida; Malpighiales; Euphorbiaceae.